This is a messenger RNA of Perkinsus marinus ATCC 50983, 3009 nucleotides long. RefSeq lists its product as hypothetical. The record is from RefSeq and is a predicted model, not a curated record. Lineage: Eukaryota; Perkinsozoa; Perkinsida; Perkinsidae. The coding region runs from base 155 to 2863 and encodes 902 amino acids. The transcript has a single exon.
GCAAGACUUAUACUACCAGCUCGGUGACCCGAACCCUCAUAUUCGGGAAGAAGCGGCCUUGAAUAUAGUUCAUGACCUGAAGGCUGAUAUAAAUAAUGCCGAUACUCAUUAUACCUUAAAACGGCUUGUGAGGGGAUGUGGUAGUUCACGAGCAAUGUGCCGACAUGGCUUUGCAGCAGCAUUAGGAUUAGCAACGGCUAAGUUAGUAGAGGCUAAUAAUAAUGAUACUCAGAGUACCUUAUCUCAUCUAUUAUUCUUGGUUAAGGAUAAUACAGCUGGUAUGAAGAAGGUUGGGGAAGGUAUUGAUGGUCUCCUAGCUAGGGCAGUAGCAUUGGCAGCUAUAGUAGAAGGUGGGGUUGUUACUACGAUGGAAGGGGCUGAAGAGGUGGCGGCUAUGGCAUGGGAACUAUUCGAUGCUUCUAAGAAACAGAGUAUGAUAAGAUUACUUGCUGCUAGGGUUAUAGUACUACUCACCAAUAAGGGGAAGUUCCAGCUGAAGUCGGUCACAUCCCGGACCACUACGGCAUCUUCCGGAGACAUAAACCCCGCGGUGGUUCAAGUCCCCGCCUUGGCAUAUGUAUAUUUCUCUACGAGGCCCGAUUCCUUCCGAUUAUCGAAGGUGGAGACGAUAAAGUCAAUAGUGUCUACACUAUCUAAGACCACUACAGAUUUUCCCUCACCAUCCUACCACCCUGCAUGGGAGCCUCUAUUAGAGCACACCGAUGGUGCUAUAGCUGGCCAGGCUAUCUGUACCUCCUUUAUUGGUGGCAACCUUGGUGAGAAGGCCCUAAUGCUACGUCUCUUUUUUGGUUUGGGUAAGUUCUUUGGCCCAUGGCCUAAGGAGGCUGUAGAGCUCCUGUUGAACUCACAGCAGAAGGAUCUACGUAAAACACAGGAGGCCUGCUUAGAAAGGAUGGCUUAUUAUUUCGGCACCAAUGGCUCUCUAGUUGGCAAGCUCGAUGAUGAUGCCCGUAAUGAUCUCCUCAUGUCUGGUAUCAAACGUUGUAUCCCUGGCAUGCCUGGUGUGGUUACUACACGUAUCUUAUCUAUCUGUGUAAGGCCACUAGGUCAACAAGGUGUAUCCUCUCUAGUUAGUAAUAUGAUACCAUUAGCAUCCACUAAUCGUUGGGCACAAGAACGUCUAUGUAAUGCUGUAUCCCAUCCUAGUGCCACUGAGGAUGCUAUCAAAUCAGCCCUAGAGGAGCUCCUCAAGGAGGGUCCUGCUGCUGCCCUAGCACUACGUAAGGCACUUACUACCCUUAGUCAUAGGCCUACUGGUGAUUGGGCUUCAGUGGCCUUUCAGUGUGUUAGGGAUGCAUCCUCCUUGACUGAGGAUAACGAUAAGUUGGCUAAGAGGGUCCUAAAGACGAUUAAGAAGUCGGACCAUAAGGAAGCUAUUGGACCAUGGUUGAAGUGGCAGUGGAUCAAUGUAGCCGCUCCUGGUGGUGAUGAUGGGGAUGAGCAGGAAGCCCUUGAUAACCUGGAUGGUGCUAUUGGAGCUGCCGAUGAGUUUGAUGCUCUAGUCGGUGCCUUGCCUGAUCUCUAUGGUGAGAGUAAGAACAUUGUACGGUACUCAACGGGUAGGUUAUGGCAAUAUCUAGUCAAGGAGGGGUAUGUAUCAUGGGCUGAUGCUGAUGAGAUGGUUAAGGAUGUAUGUGGAGAGAGUGAAGAGGAGGAAGUGGGUGGCGAGGGUGAUGAUGAUGAUGAUCUUGAUGAUGAGAAUGAUGACAAGCCCUUCCUGCCUCCUAUUAUACCUGCUAAUAAUGGUGAUACUGAUGAUAUUGUUAUGGAGGAUGAGGAUGAUCUAUUGGCUAUGCUAAAUGAUGAGGAUGCUGAGAGGGCAGCUCAAGCCUUCAUUCAACAACAAGGGAAGAGUGCUGGUGCUAAGCAUGAACGUGGUAAGGAGGCUAAGGUUGUUAUAAUGAGGAAGAUCCAUCGUGUUGACUUAUUGGAGAUAUGGGUUACUACCACUACUACUGGUAGUGUGGCCGAGAGGCUAGAUGUUGUUACCCGUAUACUAGCUUAUGCUGGUCGUAUGAGGAUCAAUAAGAAGUCGAAGGAGAGUGGUGGUGAUGGUGGCCUUAAUGAGGCUAAGAUGGAACUAAGGAAUAGGCUCAUAGGUAUGGUCAGACGGUUCCGUACGGCAAAGCAGCCUUUGGAGGAAGCUCCUAGUGAGGAGGUUAUCACCAAAUUGGUGUAUUUCCUACCAGACAAGGAGGCCCCUAUACAGCAGGAAUGUGCUCAUCUUAUAGCUUAUCUAUCUCGGUCUGAUCCUCAUGCUACUGCUAAGGUCCUAACCAAGUUAAUGAAGGAGUGGUGUAGCGGUGGUAAGUAUUCUAUCCAUACUAGUGCAUGGGAAAGUCUAUCAUGGCCAUUAUUGGCUAAGGUAGAGUGGAAUACUGUUGUGGCUAGCACUAAUGAUGUCCCUGCUAAGGGAUAUGUUCUCCGUGAGCUCCUAGCUGUACUACAUCGCUUGGCCAAGUCUAAACAGCUCGAAUGCUGUCCUCAGCUGGACGAGGUUGUAUAUAGAGUCGUGGGUGCAGUAGCUGAUAAGUGGUCUAAUGGUACUCUAGGGCGUAGUAGAGGCCAGAUAGCAAUUAGGGCUAUCCAGGCCCUUAUUGCUGUUGGUGGGCAGCAGCGAUGGGAUGCUGCUGUUAUACAGUGGUUAGAGGAUCUUAAGAAGCAAACUGCUUUGGGUACUGUUAGUAAACUAGCUGCUACUGCUCUGGCUGCUAGGGUAGAUGCUGAAAAUAAGAAGAAGAGGUCCAGGGAAGAGGAAGAUGAGAAGAUGAAGGUUGUCCUCAAUAAGAAGGCUAAGGUAGCUAACUCGGCCGCUACCACUACCACCUCGUCGUCAUCGUAACGUCAUCACUAUAUCCAACGUCACCACUGAGUAUGUUGUAUCUUUAUCAUUAGUAUCGUUCCUCAUUACUCUUGUUGUACUAGUAGUAAUGAUAGUAUUACUAUAGCCGCAUGAGUAGCAGCCUCAUCCUCCUCCUAUACUCUACU